Molecule: messenger RNA, 1853 nt
Organism: Phymastichus coffea
Lineage: Eukaryota; Metazoa; Arthropoda; Insecta; Hymenoptera; Eulophidae
Exons: 7
Coding region: 761-1474 (237 amino acids)
Biological process (GO): actin cytoskeleton organization; muscle structure development
Cellular component (GO): stress fiber; filamentous actin; adherens junction
Molecular function (GO): muscle alpha-actinin binding; actin binding
Source: RefSeq, a predicted model, not a curated record
CGCACAACAACAAGUCGCGGCACACGCAGCGAGUUUUACGCCCUGGGCCGUGAUUUUCAAGCUUGCCGGCUCGUAUGAAAAUGGUCAAUUGAUUGUCCGACAACGAUUGCUCGAUGAUGGGAGGUGUCGGAACGAUUAAUCAAAGCGACGCCGCUUCCGCCGCCAGCACCGCACUGCAAGUUCAAUCAGCCUGCUUCGUCCGCGCUGACUACACGCAUCGAAGCUCCCAGAUGCAGCGGCUGAUCGUUGCGUCGUGCAGUGCGCCGGCGACGAGGAGGAGGCUGGCUGGCUAGGCUCCCACUCCUUUUGUCGGCUGGGCGCAUCGACUCUCGUGCGCGCAACUCGGACGGGCGGGCGGGCGGCGGUGGCGGUCGCUCGAUCAGCUGAUCGCGUGCUAGUAGAAGAGCCGGCUUGUCGGCAGUACGCACCUGUGAGCGAGCGAGAGAGCAGCGGCAACGGCAGCGGCAGCGGCAGCGGCAGCAGCAGCAACAGCAGCAGCAACAGCAGCAGAGCCAGAGUAGCCCAGGUCAGGCGUCGAUAUUGCGCGGGCGCGAGGCAUAGCGCGCGGCCCGCCGGACUAGUUGUUGUUGACCGUGCUGGUAUAGUGUAGCCCGAGUCGCCAGCCAGUAAGUGACGACGAUGUGUCGCUGCGACGUUUAUUAGUGCCGUCGUUGCUGUUGUUCGCCCGAGAACGGACAAGAAGCAAAGUGUUGUGCCGGUGCUGGUGACUGGUGUCGGUAGUGGUGGCGGUAGUGAAGACAUGAGCGCAAGGGAGGUGGCCUUGGUGGGCGGCUCGCCUUGGGGCUUCCGUAUGGUUGGCGGCUGCGAUCAGAAUCAGCCAUUGCGCAUCUCGAGGAGGGACAAGGUGCCGUCACCCGGGCGCAUCGAUAACGGCGGGUUGCUGCUCCACUCGUCCUGGGACGACGAGUGCAGCGACGACACCGACUCCGCCAGCAUGGUUCACAUGAGCUACGCGCAAUGGGCGUGCUUGCCCAGUACCUACCGCAACAAGGUGAAUCCAGGCAGCAAAGCAGCCCAGCAGGGAGUGAGAGAGGGCGACUUGAUUAGCAGUAUAAACGGCAAGAGUACGCGCGAAUUGACGAACGUCGAAGCUCACGGGAUCCUGCGCAACGCCGGCGACAGCCUCAAAUUGGGACUGAAUCAGGAAAACGGAUCGCCGAAGAGACGAAUCUACAAGAGCAGCCUUCAGGAAAAUACUUCAAUCGAAACGAUAAAAAAAGUAACGACGACAAAAACGACGACAACGAGCAUAAUCUCGACGGAAGCGAAGAAAAACGGAACCGAAAUAGGUAUUCAAGCCCGUUCCAUUGUGGUCAAAGCGCUAUUCGCCACACCCACUCAUCGGCAAGAAUUCUCGACCUUCCUCCCAAUAACCUAUCGUCACGACUCAUGCGUAUACGUUUCCCCCAAAUGGGCUCGUCGUACAAUUAGCUGGAAUCAUCGCAAUCCUUAAUCGGUCUCGAAUUAAAGCCAACAACAAGACUAUCUUACUUGGAGCAAAGUAAAAAAAGCAAAAGAGAGCGGGGAGGGGGAAGGGACAAAGAGAGAACUGGAGGAAGAGAAACAAUUGGAUUGACAUCCGGGCAGAAAAAGUGAGUCGACCGUUAAAGAAUCAAGCGCUUCGCUCUCCCACUUUCCCCCCGCACCUGCCGCCCACGUGUAGGCUUGCAUGGCGGCACACCCUAGCCAGCCACUUAAGAGCCAUCGCUUUCCUUUCUUCUCUCUCUCUCUCUCUCUCUUUCUCUCUCUUGAGAGUGAGAGAGGGAGUCGUAUACUACAAAGGAGUUCAAGCUCGCGCGCUCUCUCCCCCUUUUGUCAGUUCGCAACGGCGC